AGAAACUUGACCAAUACAAUUGUCUAAAAGAUCUGUAUAUUGAGGCACAUGUUUGCACAGCCCCGCAACUCAAACACGUCAAUGUAGCUUCACACAUCAAUGUAUGAAGCUUCACACAUUACAAACAAAGUAUAAAAAAACAUGCCAGUUCCUGCUUUUGGAUUUUCUGUUGGCGACUUCCUGGCCGGGAUCAACCUUAUUAAAAACCUCGUCGAAGCACUUAAUGACACUGCCGGAGCGAAGCCAGCUUAUCAAAAUCUUAUUGCCGAACUGCUCAGCCUUCAGAACGCCUUGACAGAGGCUCAAGGCGUUCAAGUUGAUGAUUCUCGUAUCGACCUGAAGAUUGCUCUGGUACAAGUUGCGUCGCGAUGCCAGUCGAGCAUCGAGAACUUCCUGAAUAAGAACGUUAAGUUCCAGUCUUCACUCGGCGAUCAGCCGACAUCUUCAAAAUUGCAAACCAACCUACACAAGAUUCAAUGGACGCUUUCCAAAGACGAUGCAAUAAAUAAUCUAAGGAAGGAAGUUACAGGAAAUACGCAGACUCUCAAUACACUAUUGAUGACGAUGCAAUUAUCUGCUGCAAAGGAACAUAGAGAAGAUAUCAGGAAAACACGAACCCUUGUAACACAGAGUUAUAACUAUUUGAAGACUCUAGGAGACAGUAUUACUGGAAUAUCUCGAAAGACACAAAGUGGAAUGCUCACUAUUCUCGAUCGCGUCUUGGAGAUCCGCAAAUUGGUUCUGGACGUAAAAACCUUGCAUUUCUCUCUUCCCCCGCAGAUUAACCGUCAGCAACCUGUCUCCUUCGAAGACGCGCAUGGCCGCAUUGUACCGAUUUAUGUCGAAUUUGUUAAUUCAUUCGAUGCCUUCCAGGCAGUGCUCGAAGUCAGGUUUCGCGAUUUACCAGGGUUGAGAAAGGUACAGAAGAUGGAGUACGAGCUCCACGAUUCAGUCUCUAGAAGACGAGUCAACCUUGACAAUCCUUGGGAAUCCAUUUUCCUUCCGGGAAGGAACGUGGCAAUGAGCAUUGUAUUCCGGAGGCCUCAAGCACAAACGUCUUCUUGUCCUGGUUGUCACUCCAGAAAUGAGCUUUAUGGUGCUAAGGCGCGAUCGGAGACUCGCUGCUCCAAUUGCAGUUUGUUAUACCAGUGCAUUGCAGAAGUUGACAUACAACCAGAUACGCUGGCUUCUAAUCAAGAAAUCCCGUCUCAACAGAAACAUGGACUUCAUGACAACACUCGGGCAGAAUUGAAUGACGAUGAGGACGAGAUAUGUCAUUUCAGACGAGUGCAUAUCUUUUACCAGAAAUAUGUACAAGAUAGUCCGAAGAAAUCAGUGCGGAGCGAACUUUCGAAAUGGGAGAGCCGUGUACAGGACCUUAUGCAGAGACUUAGGGAGCGAAUGCCCCCAGGAUCAAGGUCGAACAUGUUUAGUGACGAAAUUUUACAUGACUUGGAGACAACUCGUCAGUGUUUAGAUAUCUGCUCCAAGGCACAGGCUUUAACUGAUGCGGAAAGGCACAAAUGAUGCUUUAUGAUUCUUGUUUUAAACCAGCUACAUAGGAAUUGCAAGUGAUGUGUUAUUUCGCGGUAAA
Messenger RNA from Talaromyces proteolyticus, 1594 nucleotides. RefSeq lists its product as uncharacterized. The coding region runs from base 142 to 1527 and encodes 461 amino acids. The transcript has 3 exons. NCBI's taxonomy places the organism in Eukaryota, Fungi, Ascomycota, Eurotiomycetes, Eurotiales, Trichocomaceae. The record is from RefSeq and is a predicted model, not a curated record.